Messenger RNA from Colletotrichum orchidophilum, 2136 nucleotides. RefSeq lists its product as uncharacterized. The coding region runs from base 1 to 2136 and encodes 711 amino acids. Gene Ontology annotation, biological process: riboflavin biosynthetic process; FMN biosynthetic process. Gene Ontology annotation, molecular function: riboflavin kinase activity. NCBI's taxonomy places the organism in Eukaryota, Fungi, Ascomycota, Sordariomycetes, Glomerellales, Glomerellaceae. Gene Ontology annotation, cellular component: mitochondrion. The record is from RefSeq and is a predicted model, not a curated record. The transcript has a single exon.
AUGGAGGCUGCUUUCAAGCGCAAGCCCCUGCCGGGCCCUCCGCCGGGCCCUCCGCCGGGUCUUCCACCGCCACCGAAUUUUGACCCCUUUCCCCAACAUCAGCGUCCCCUUCGUGGCGCCCGGUCGACGCCGAAUCUUCGGCAGUCUGUGGCGACAUCCAUCUACGACCCUCCGCCUGCCUAUGAGGAGUUUCCGGGUGUCGACUCUAACGGGCGCCUCGCUUUCGCCGAUCCAAUCACGAACCUCGGAGCCGGGAGAGUUCCCUCGCCGGCCCCGUCAACCCCGGGACCACACUUUUCUCCCUGUCCUCCUCCCGCUGCUGCAGCACAAAAGGAAUAUCUGCCUUACCGCCCGUCACCGUCACCGUCAAUCGCUGUUGAUGGAAAAGACUUGCCCCCGCCAGCCACCCCAGGACCAUCAUUCCCUGGUCCUUCGGCGGCACAAACGUUUCCCGUGGCAGGUUAUCGUCCUUCUGUCUCGCCCACACCGUCCAAUCCGGGCCCUUUCUUCCCUGGCCCUCCCGCAACAGCAGAGACCUUCCCGCUGGCACAUCGCCCUCCCUUGUCACCCAAUUACGCCCCAUCAGAAGUCACGUCAACAGAUUCUCAAUCAAAAGAAAAGACAUCCUGGCAGACAGCUCUGGACGAAACAAAGUACUUCGCGGGCGGCCUGAUAAGCCAUCCAUUCGAGUACACCAAACACUAUGCCAUCCUCCGCCACUCGGGCGCGCUUGUCUGGUACCGCGGCCCCUCCACCUCCGUUACCGUCACAAUCUUCUCCGAUGCUCCUCUGCCACCCACGCGGACGGUAUGGCUCCAGCAAAAGGGCUUCUCGGGGAACAUGGGCAUGAACUUGAAAUCUCUCGUCGGCGCAAACACAUCCUGGCUCGACGUCACGCCUUCCGCGCAGGGUACCGCGGCGGCCAUGGCCGAGGGCGACGAGAGGGGAUGCCAGCGCGACAUGAAGAAGUUUCUCAAAAAGGCGCCCAAGAAUCUGGCAAAGCAUACGCCGAGGGAGACGCUCGUCGUGCGCAUCCCCGCCGCCGCCGAUGACGGGUACUUCCGACUCGUGCUCUGCGCCGGGGGCGGUGUUGACGGCACCAAGAGGAAGGUUCUUUGCCCCAGUCCCGUCUUCCGUGUCGCGAGCACUUCGACGGACGUGAGUGUCGUCCGUGGCGCGAGCUUCGCCAGCAUGCCUCUGGAGCUGGGAAUCAAGGCGGGCUCGGUCGUUGCGACGACGGUUGUCAAUAAGUAUAUCGGACCAGCUGCCGCCGUAGUGCAAUCCCGGACGAAGAAGAUAUCGCAAGCAAAGUUUGUGACCAAACAUGCCGCUCACAUCGCAUACGCAAAAUCGGGCAUCGAAAAGUCCGGCAUCAAGACGCAUGUAGCGGCAUAUGAGGAGCAAUAUGCCACCACCAGGGGCGGAGGAUAUGAUGCCUGGCAAUCUGGCGAAGCUGGGUUCCAAGAAGCGCCCCCAGAAGUCAUCGGUGCCGACUCCGGCCCUACCGAUCCAUUCCCGAUCAAGUUUGACGGCAAGGUCGUCCGCGGUACAGGGAGGGGAGGCAUGGAACUGGGUAUCCCGACUGCGAACCUAGAGGGCAUACCGGAAGACGUGAGGAUGCGAAUGCGAGGCGUCUAUUUUGGCUGGGCGAGGGUCGUACCCCGAUCGGGACUGGAAGCGAUAUCGACAGACUGGCACGAGAGCAUCAUUACCGUUGGCCCCGCACCGUACGCCACACCGCGCGUAGCCGCCAAGAACGUCGCCACGGUACACCUGAUCCACGAAUUCGGCGGUGCUCUCUUCCUCGAGACAAAACUCAAGGUUCUCGUCAUGGGCCAGCUGCGAAUGGCUGCGCCGCCUGUGGCUGGCUCAGAGGCCGCGCUCGCGGCCUACGGCGCGGAUGUGCUUCUUGCCGUGGCUAGCUUGAGUCGUGACAACUGGUGUCCCAUUGAGACGCGUGACAGGAUGAGAACCAUGCGUAGCGAGAUGAGCCUGGCUGAUCGAUACGUCGAGACGAGGGAGAAGGUCCAGAAGCAGGUGGACCGGAUUCCUGUGCAUUUGGCUGGUGUUAGAACGGAAGGGGCUGCCUUGAGAGAUCGGGCAUAUGGGAAUGGAGGAAUUUGGAUCCCGAGAUGA